AUGUCAAAACUGCAUGGUGUAAAUAAUAAUUCCAAUUCUGGCAGUAAAUUGAAUACUAGUAAAUAUUCACGUUCGCUUACUUGUCAACUGAGAAACUCCGAUGAUAGUAAUGAUAGUGGUAACCAGGGUAAAUGUCGAACAAAAGUUCCAAAGUUACAAAGGCGAUUCUCAUUAUGUUCAAAUUUUCAUCAACAAAUGGAGUCUUCUUCAAAUGCUACAUUUCAACCACCUGUUUUCAGUAUCCCCUCUGAUUCAGAAAGUGAACUAACUUCGAAUACGCAUUUCGGUGAAAAAUUAGACUAUAACAGUUUUGCUGAUAUAACAGAGACUGUAAAUCAGUUACCUGUCAAUACACAUGUUAAUGGAGUACAUCUACCAGACACAACAUGCAAGUUUAAACCGAAAAAGUGUACAUGUGAUCGUUCAUUUUUAUCUAAAGAUAAUGAAACACCUACAAGUAUGGAUACAAUGUCGUCAUCAGUUGGCGAAUCAUUGAAUUCAACAACAAACACGCCUAAUCAUCAUUUGAAUGGGGAUACAGAAGUCAUUGAUAUAUCAAGCGAUGAAGACGAAUCAAAUAAAUCAGUCAAUGGAAAUGAAUGGUCUCAUCUACUUACAGGCGGUGUUGGUGAUGUUGGUGGUGAUGGGGAUGGGGAUAAUAGUUAUCCGAAUUUUUCGGGAAAUCGAACACGCGUUAAACGAUGCAGUAAAUGGAGUUGUGGACCAAGAGGUUAUCGUGUUCUAUCACUCGAUGGUGGCGGGAUUCGUGGACUGAUUAUUGUACAGAUACUUCGAGCUUUAGAAAUUGCCAGCGGGAAAAAAGUUACAGAAUUGUUUGAUUGGAUCAUUGGUAAUACUUCCGUUUUUGUUCUUUUUUGCUUUUUUAAAUAUAAAAACUCUUUUUGUUCGAAAUUAAUAUGA
Messenger RNA from Trichobilharzia regenti, 921 nucleotides. The record is from the annotation of a GenBank genome assembly. NCBI's taxonomy places the organism in Eukaryota, Metazoa, Platyhelminthes, Trematoda, Strigeidida, Schistosomatidae.